CUGGUCUUGAUUGGGCGGUUUACUUCGCCGCUGAUUGGCCGAGCCCUGGAGAGACGGUGCAGAGCUCGGAAGGAAAAAAGAGCAGAAGUACCAGGGUCGCAGGGUUCAAGAUGGCUCCGGCCUCCUUGGGUGACGUAGAGGGAAGACCUUGGGUCCGCCCCUCCCUCUUCGAAAAGCGGGGAGCAGAACUGGGGUUAGCCCGACGUGUGGAUGGUGCGGCCGUCGGCCAGUAGCGCUGGUGUUAACCCCACUCUCUCGGUUGGACCGCUCGGCCUCUCUAGGUGAUUCUCACAGCAGGACCGAGCCCAAGGCCCACCGUUGUGAUGUGACCCAGCAGACCACAGUGGACCUCAACUCCGUUCUAGACCUUAAAAGCAGAAAAGGACUGACUGGUUCCACCCCCUUAUGAGUGGGCGCCCAAAGGGCAGGGUCCGAUCCCUAGGUGACCCGCCGCAGGAUGGAGUAGAUCCGCCCCUUCCUUGUAAUUUGCCCUGCAGAGAUUUGGAUCUUCUUCCUGGCUGAACCGUUCCAACAGUCAGUGACCCUCACUGUGGCCCAAGGCCCAGAAUUAGGUAACAGUCCUCUCACUACCGAGGGCUCUUCACCAAGCCACGUAAACCCAGGGCAAAGGUGUCCAUGGGCGGGAGACAAGAACAAGCUAGCUAAGGAUUAUCCGAUACCUUUAAAAGGGCCUGUGUGACUGAGGAAUAAAGACCGAAGGUGGGUGGAGGAGAUGAAGACCAGGGACAAAGGGCAAGUGGACAGAAAGCUGGACAACUAUUCGGGGAAAGCCGGAGUCCUGGACAGAAAAGGUGAACUUAAUGCUCGAGUUCAGAAGGUGACCAGAAUGGAGCUGUGGCCCGGGGCCUGGACGGCGCUGCUGCUGCUGCUCCUCCUCCUGCUGUCCACCCUGUGGUUCUGCAGCUCCAGUGCCAAGUAUUUCUUCAAGAUGGCCUUCUACAAUGGUUGGAUCCUCUUCCUGGCAAUACUCGCGAUCCCUGUGUGCGCCGUUCGAGGACGCAAUGUCGAGAACAUGAAGAUCUUGCGUCUGCUGCUGCUCCACGUCAAAUACUUGUAUGGGAUCCGAGUGGAGGUGCGGGGGGCUCAGCACUUCCCUCCCACACAGCCCUACGUUGUUGUCUCCAACCACCAGAGUUCCCUCGACCUGCUUGGAAUGAUGGAGGUACUGCCAGAUCGCUGUGUGCCCAUUGCCAAGCGUGAACUAUUAUGGGCUGGCUCUGCCGGGCUGGCCUGCUGGCUGGCAGGAGUCAUCUUCAUUGACCGGAAACGCACAGGAGACGCUAUCAGUGUCAUGUCCGAGGUGGCCCAGACCCUGCUCACCCAGGAUGUGAGAGUCUGGGUUUUUCCUGAAGGAACAAGAAACCACAAUGGCUCCAUGCUGCCCUUCAAACGAGGCGCCUUCCACCUUGCAGUACAGGCCCAGGUCCCCAUCGUCCCCAUUGUCAUGUCCUCCUAUCAAGACUUCUACUGCAAAAAGGAACGCCGCUUCACCUCUGGGCGAUGUCAGGUCCGGGUGCUGCCCCCAGUGCCCACAGAAGGGCUCACACCAGAUGAUGUCCCAGCUCUGGCAGACAGAGUCCGGCACUCCAUGCUCACCAUCUUCCGGGAGAUCUCCACUGAUGGCCUGGGUGGUGGCGAUUGUCUAAAGAAGCCUGGGGGAGCGGGCGAGGCCCGGCUCUGAGCUCCACCCGUCCUCCCCUUCUUCCUCCCCAUACCUGACACAGGGCCUGAGGCAGGGCCAGGCCCACUUCCCUGGUCCCCACUCCCUACUCUCCUUUUGGAAUCCUCAACUUCUGAAGUGAAUGUCACUCCAUGUUCUGUCCCUGCCCCACCCAUGGACUCUCCUGCGUGGGUGCAGUCUCCACUCCAAGCCCACCUGCCAUCUUGUCUUGUGGGACUAUUGCCUACCCUCAUCUCAAGUGGCUCAUGAUACAAGGGUGGGAGACAUUCCAUCCCAUCCCUUCCCUAGUGGUCUCUUUGUGGCCUUCUCUCCCUCUCCGCCCUACACUGGACAAUGAACUCAUCUGUUCUGUGGAGCAGUCCACCCCUCACCCCAAGUCUGCAGACUGACUGGGCUCACCUGCUACUGAGGACUCCCCCGUCCUGUGGCUGGAAGCUGAACCUGACACUCCUCACCGGCUCACCUGGGGACUGCCUCAGCACUGUCACCCUCCAUCUCCAUGGGGCUGUCACCCUCCGUGGGGCUGGCUCUUGUCACUCAGAGGUCUCUCGUCCCUGCCCAUGCCCGGGGCUGAGCACACUCCACAUGCCAAUGUCUGUGUCCCCGCCACACCACACCCCUGCCCCCAGUAGUGGUCUUCAGGGCCCUGGCCCACACCAUCUAACCAAAUUCUGGAGAGGCAGGUGCCAGAAGCUGUGCUCUCUCCUCCCUGGGGCCUUAGGGAGAAGAACCUGACUCUGGCAAGAGGGAGAGCGGGGCACUUAAUUUAUUUCUUUCUUUGAGGUACCUCCCUCCCGGGUCAAUUUUCAUUUCCUCCCAGUGGCGCUGGCCCCCCUGCCUCCCACUCUAGACCCAUUCCUCAAACCCAGGAGGUAGACUGGGGGAAGAAGGAACGGGCGGGAUCCAGUUUUGUGUGGUUGGUUUUUAUUAUCUGGAUAACAGCAAGCAACUGGAAAUAAAGAGAAAGAGAGA
Rattus norvegicus (Norway rat) is the source of this 2674-nucleotide messenger RNA. NCBI's taxonomy places the organism in Eukaryota, Metazoa, Chordata, Mammalia, Rodentia, Muridae. The record is from RefSeq and is a predicted model, not a curated record.